This is a messenger RNA of Rhineura floridana, 8123 nucleotides long. RefSeq names its product Ral GTPase activating protein catalytic subunit alpha 2 (gene RALGAPA2). Bases 437 to 6262 code for a protein of 1941 amino acids. Gene Ontology annotation, cellular component: nucleus; cytoplasm. Gene Ontology annotation, molecular function: GTPase activator activity. Gene Ontology annotation, biological process: positive regulation of GTPase activity; regulation of small GTPase mediated signal transduction. The record is from RefSeq and is a predicted model, not a curated record. NCBI's taxonomy places the organism in Eukaryota, Metazoa, Chordata, Lepidosauria, Squamata, Rhineuridae. The transcript is spliced from 40 exons.
UUGGUUAGCCUGCUUCCUUGUUGCGCCUUUUCCCCUUCCCCGAACCAACCUCGGGCCCUUAAGAAAGGACAGUCAAGAAUACAAUCAUAUAAGAGACAAAAUUGUCUCCACCGUGGGCAUCUCCACAUCUCGCUGUCCUACCCAGUGGAUUGCAUAGGAGAGAGGCGGGGGAAGCAUCCGACGCCCUCCCCUAUAGCGGCCGCUGCCUAGCAGCAGUCAUUCACCAGACCCCGCCCACUUCCCUCGGGAGCUUUCGUUCCUCUCCCGUUCUUCCCUCUGUAACUGAACGCCCACCUCUGCCUCUGGUUCUAGGCUGGCUGUGGAGGAGGCAGACGACCCUUGCCCCCCCCCCCCGGUUGUCCUCGGUGGGUGCUAGCAGCAGCGCCGCCGCUGUCGGCGACCCCCACCCUUCUCGCACACACAAAGCAAUCCCACGAUGUUCUCGCGGAGGGGUCACGCCGAUGCCAAGAAGUCCACCCAGAAAGCGCUGGACCCGCGGAAGGACGUCCUGACUCGUCUCAAGCACCUCCGGGCGCUGAUAGAUGUUGUGGAUGGAAGUGAACUUAAACAGUUUUUUGAGGUCAACUAUUCUCAGAUUUAUUUUAUCUUCUAUGAAAAUUUCCUGACACUAGAAACCAGCUUGAAACAAAAAGGGAAUAAAUCACAAAGGGAGGAGCUGGACUCAAUUCUCUUUCUUUUUGAAAAAAUAUUACAACUACUUCCAGAAAGAAUUUUCUAUCGGUGGCAUUUCCACAGCAUAGGUUCAGUUUUCAAGAAACUUCUGCACACUGGAAACUGUCUUAAGAUAAGAUGUGAAGGAAUCAGACUGUUUCUUCUCUGGCUACAAGCUCUCCAGACAAAUUGUGCAGAAGAGCAGCUGUUAACUUUUGCUUGCCUUGUGCCUGGCUUUCCUGCAGUGAUGUCCUCAAGAGGUCCAUGCACACUGGAUACCCUCAUUAGCCCUCCUUCCAGUCUGGCAGACGCAAAGAUUUAUCCUGAAGAAAUAACUCCACUUUUACCACAUGUUUCUGGUGAAAGGACUGCUGAGGACCCAACUUGCUACUUCCUUCAGAUACUGUUAAAAUAUAUGGUAAUCCAGGCUGCAAGCUUGGAAUGGAAGAACAAGGAGAACCGUGAUACUGGAUUUAAGUUUCUCUUUGCAUUGUUCAGAAAAUAUUACCUUCCUAAUUUAUUUCCUGCUUUUACAAAACUAACCGACCUUUACAAACCUGUGCUUGACAUCCCUGGCCCGCGACCCAAACCAGCAUAUGUUAGUGUAGCUUGUAAUAAUGAAAACAUUUAUAGCACAAAAAUACCAUACAUGACUGCUCGUGUAGUCUUUAUAAAAUGGCUUGUAAACUUUUUUCUGGAAAAGAAGUACUUCACACCAACACAGAAUUCUAAGAAUGGAGGGGAUGUUUUGCCCAGAAUCAUUCAGACUGUGGGUGGUGCAGUACAAGAUAAGAAUCCUGAAACGGAGAACAGUGUCCCAUCGGAUCAGGAGAAAAGCCAUUCCACUAAUAGCAUGUUGCCUGAGAGGAGGCUCAGUGAUUCCAGCUUUUGCAGUAUUGAAGAGCAACACCGGGCAGUGUAUGAAAUGGUGCAACAGAUCCUUUUGUCUACACGAGGUUAUGUCAAUUUUGUCAAUGAAGUAUUUCGUCAGGCUUUUUUAUUGCCUUCAUCUGAGAUAUCUUCAACUGAAAAAGUAGUGAAGGUAUAUAGGAAGUGGAUACUCCAAGAGAAGCCCAUGUUCAUGGAAGAACCAGAUAUGAAGGAAAAUGUUCCAGAUGAUGAAGGCAUCUUAGAUCAUUCAACAACAGACACAGAUGGCAAACAGCUUACGUCUAGCCACUCUGGACAUAAAAGAUCCUCCAGUUGGGGAAGAUCAUACUCAUUCUCGAAUGCUGUUAACAAAGGAUGUAUGUUAGAAGAUGAAAAUGAGAAUAUUAAAGCAGGUCUUCAAGCUACACUACAGGUGUUCUUGACAAACUCUGCAAAUGUAUUUUUAUUGGAACCAUGUACUGAAAUACCUGCACUCCUGAAAGAGCAAGUUGAUGCUUGCAGAGCGGUUUUGAGUAUACUUAGGCGCAUGAUAAUGGAUCUUCCAAUGAAUAAAAAGACCUGGGAGCAAAUGCUAAAAAUACUACUUAACAUAACAGAAGCUGUCAUGAACAAAUCCAAAGAGAACCAAAUAAAGGACACAUUUGCUCAAAACUUGGCAGGAUUGUUGUUUCGGACACUCAUUGUGGCUUGGAUCCGUGCAAAUCUGAGUGUUUAUAUUUCUCGAGAGCUCUGGGAUGAAUUAUUACGUGUGCUGUCAUCCCUUACAGAGUGGGAAGAACUAAUAACAGAAUGGGCUAACAUAAUGGAUUCUCUAACAUCUGUUUUAGCAAGGACAGUGUAUGGCAUUGAAAUGACCAAUUUGCCACUGGAUAAGCUGAGUGAGCAAAAAGAGAAAAUACAACGAGGCAAAGGUGGCAUUUUGGAACCUCAGAAGGGAGCCGCAGUUGGAAGAUCAUUUUCUUUAAGUUGGAGAAAUCACCCUGAAGUUGUGGAACCAAUGAGGUUUAGGAGCGCUACCACCUCAGGAGUACCAGGAGUUGAGAAAGCAAGGAAUAUAGUACGUCAGAGAGCAACAGAAGCUGAAGAAUAUCAACAGUCAGAAAAUGGCACAGGAGCUGAAUAUCAUCAACCAGAAAAUUUGACAGGAACAGAAUGUAAUGGUUCAUUUUUACACCAGGAACAAUUAACUCGAAGCAGUAGCACCUCGGAUAUUAGAGACCAGUGUAAUUCUGAUGUUUUUGAAGUUAGAAAAACGGAAAGCUCACAGAACUCAACUUCAGAUGCUGAAUCUGUCCAAGGAACUAAAGUGUUCGUGAGCAAGGAAAGUAUAGUACAAGAACCAGGCAACUCUCCAACUGAAGCAGACGUGCGGCAGUCACAUGGAAACCAAAGAGAAAGAGAAAAGACUGAAAGUGUUAGCAGCGACACCUCCAUUAGAUACAAUAAUGAAGUAGAUAUCACUUUAGCUCCCUGGCAAGCAUGUGAAGAAAGUAAUGAUGUCAACAUCCCAGCUGAUAUUUGUGCUGAUCCUAAUGCACACCACUGGUUGCACCUGAGUCCUUCAGGUGCCACAAAUUUAACAGGCCUUUUUUUGGUUGGUCUUCCCUGGUGGAGAAGCAGCUCCAUAGAAAACAAUUCAGACAGCAGCGAGUUUCUUGCUGAUGAUUGCAGUAUUAUUGCUGGUGGGAAUCUUAUAGGCUGGCAUCCUGACUCUGCUGCUGUAUUAUGGCGAAGAAUAUUGGGAAUUCUUGGAGAUGUGAACAAUAUCAAGUCUCCCAAAAUACAUGCCAGAAUUUUUGAACAUCUCUUUGAACUAUGGUACAAAUUGGCAAAGAUAAGAGACAAUCUUGCUGUCAGUCUGGAUAACCAAUCCACUCCCUCUCCUCCUAUUUUGAUUCCACCACUCAGAAUAUUUGCAUCAUGGUUGUUCAAGGCUACAAGCUUAUCGGAUGAAUAUAAGGAAGGAAAGCUUCAUGCCUACAAACUGAUAUGUGCUAUGAUGGCUAGACGCCAAGAUUUUGUGCCAAAUCCUGACUACCUGGUGCACUUUUAUCUUGUCAUGCAUAUUGGAUUAACUAGUAAAGAUCAGGAUGUUUUACAUACUGUGAUCAGACACUGCCCCCCCUGCUUUUUCUUCUUGGGUUUACCUGGCUUCACUUUGCUAAUAGGAGACUUCAUAACAGCUGCAGCCAGAGUUCUGGGUACAAACAUGUUGGAGGGCCCACGCUUAGAAGCACAUACCAUUCUUGGUUCUCUGGUUUGCUUUCCAAAUCUCUACCAAGAAAUUCCACUGUUGCAACCCAUUGCUGAAGCAGAAAUAAUCACAGGAACUGCAGACGUCAAACGUUACCUCAUAGAUAUUCUUUUGAAGAAUGCUGCAAAUGAACCAAGUGAAGCUUCAAGGUGUUUAGCUCUUUGCUGUCUUGGUAUUUGGAUAUGUGAAGAACUAGAGCAAUAUUCAAACCAUCCCCAAGUAAAGGAUGCAAUAAAUGUUUUAGGUGUGACACUAAAGUUUUGUAACAAACGGAUAGCACAGGAAGCCUGUGAUGUCUUUCAGUUGCUGACGUCCUACUGGGAAAAACUUCAGAAAUACACAUCUUCUCUACCCAGAAAAAUUAUUGAAAUCCUUGUGGCCACAAUUGCAUUUCUGUUGCCUAGUGCAGAGUAUUCCUCUGUAGAAAGUGAUAAAAAGUUUAUAGUUUCGUUAUUACUUUGCUUGUUGGAUUGGUGUAUGACUUUACCAGUGAAAAUGCUGCUGGAGCCUGUAUUUACUUCUAGUCUUGAAGAUCAACUUUCUUCUAAAGCUCCAUUGCUUGAUUACGUCUAUAGGGUCCUGCACAGUUGUGUUCAUGGUUCAAGCACAUAUACACAGCAAAGUCAUUACCUUUUAAGCCUUGCAGACCUCUCUAGUGAUAUCUACGAUCCAUUUUUGCCACUAGGAAAUGUGAGGAAUUCCGAACCCAUGCAUUUUCAGUCUUCUGCAGAACUGAGUAACUUACUCACUGUUGCUGAAGAAAGGAGGAGGAGGAGUUUGGAAUUAAUACCUUUGACUGCACGAAUGAUAAUGGCACAUCUAGUAAACAAUUUGGGCCAUUAUCCCCUUAAUGGAGGACCUGCUGUUCUUCACAGCCUUAUUAGUGAGAAUCACAACAACUCAUAUGUGGAAUCUUCUGAACUGUCUUCCGAAAUCUUCAGAAGCCCAAAUUUACAGCUGUUUGUAUUUAAUGACAGUACUCUCAUAUCUUAUCUUCAGAUUCCUUCCGAGAGGGAGGUAGACAAUGAACCAGUAGGAACUUUCUCAGAAGUAAGAAUAAUUGUUAGAGAUAUCUCAGGGAAGUAUUCAUGGGAUGGAAGACUGAUGCACGGACCAUUAGCUGGUAGUCUACAGAAUCAAAAUAAAAGAAAAUCCACUGCAGUUUUAGACAGUCAUAAGCAGAAUUUUGAGUCUCCAAAGGACUUCAUUCAAAUAUAUGAAGGAGAAGAUGCUCUUGAUAUAUUGCUAGAGAGGAUUGGCAAUAGUAGUCCUGAGUGCCUUUUACAUCCACAACUAAAAUUAAAUGAGCCAUCACCAUCACCAUAUGUCAUGAGCCAUGACCAAGAGAAAGAGAUCCUAGAAGCAAUAAUGCAGCAGAGUUGCUUAGAAAAUGAAUAUGCACAUCGAUGCAGUUUUAAUCUCAGUAUGAAAAUUGGAAGUCAGAAGGCACCAAGACCUCAGUUUCAAGCACCAUUUCAUUUAUGUCGGCUCUUGCUAAAUGACUUAGGAAUGAAUUCUUGGGAUAAAAGAAAAAGUUUUCAUCUACUGAAGAAAAAUUCUAAAUUGUUGAGGGAGCUAAAAAACUUGGACUCCAGGCAAUGCCGUGAAACUCACAAGACUGCAGUAUUUUACAUUGCUGAAGGACAGGAAGAUAAAUGUUCAAUAUUGUCCAAUCCAAAAGGAAGCCAAGCAUAUGAAGAGUUUGUUGCUGGAUUAGGCUGGGAGGUUGAUCUUUCAACUCACUGUGGAUUUAUGGGUGGCCUUCAGCGUAAUGGCAGCACAGGACAAACUGCACCAUAUUAUGCUACUUCUACUGUGGAAGUAAUUUUCCAUGUGUCUACACGAAUGCCCUCUGAUUCAGAUGACUCACAGACAAAAAAGCUUCGUCACUUGGGAAAUGAUGAGGUUCAUGUUGUGUGGUCUGAACACACAAGAAAUUAUCGCAGGGGCAUUAUACCGACUGAUUUUGGAGAUGUUCUAAUUAUUAUUUAUCCAAUGAAGAAUCGUAUGUUUUUCAUAGAGAUAAUGAAGAAACCAGAGGUACCAUUUUUUGGUCCUUUGUUUGAUGGAGCAAUUGUGACUGCAAAACUGCUGCCAAAUCUUAUACGGGCCACAUGUAUCAAUGCCAGCAGAGCUGUGAAGUCCCUUAAAACUCUGUAUCAGAGCUUUUAUGAGGAAAGAGCUCUGUAUCUUGCAGAAAUAAUCCAGAAUCACAAAGAAGUAAUGACAUUUGAGGAUUUUGCUGCUCAGGUCUUCUCUCCCUCUCCCAGCUACUCUCUUAGUGGAUGUGGCUGUCUCCCUACAAGCCUGAGUGCUGAUCUUAUGGCAUGUGUAGGGACAGAGUCAGCAGAGCAGAUGUCACCGACACUAACAAGUGCCACAAAAAACAAGCUUGCUGGCAAGUUGCGCCGAUCUGCUAGUGCUCUCAGCAAAUCUUCAAGUUAAAGCACUUUCAGAGCUGAAGACAAUUUUAGGAUACAUAUCCUUUUAAAUCUCCUUUCAUAUUGCAUCUUGAACUGUGUUAUCCCUGGAACUGGUAACUUCUGGAGAUGCCUAAUGAAGUACUUUUUUGCUAUAAAAUUAUAAUUCCUUAUGUUUUAAACUUAAAAGUUUUCAUAUUGAUCACCUGAAUUAUGCAACAUGCUUUUCAGUUGAUAAUUUCUGCCACUAGAAGCAAUGAAGUCAAGAGCUCUUUUGGCAAGUUUACCGUUUAACUGUGACUUUAUUUUCUUGUUUUACUGUAACUGCAAUUCCACAUCACUAAAAGAGGAUGCAGAACUGAAAACCAACUAAUUUCUUGAUUGUUACAUUUACAGUUUCAUUAUAAUUUAAACAUUAAUUGGUGGGAUCAUAUUUUCAGUUUGCUGAUGUAGGGGCCAAUUUAGCCAAAGUGAAGCACUUUUUAAGUCCCACUGAUGCCAACGGGGAGAUGAGGAUGUGAUUGACUCAUUCUCUCCUGUUGAAAUCAAUGAUACUUCACAAAUUGCUUCACUUUGGUUGGAUUGUGCCCUGGCUACUCAAAAUGUGGAUGGAUGGAUGAUUCUGCUUUUCAGUGUAUCUUCAAAUACUCUAUUUCUUUUCCAUUAUUUAUUUCCAAAGACCAUUAUUGUACUUAUAACUAAGUACACUUAAACAGCAAUAGUUCUAAAUUACUUUUAUAAGAAAAACACUGAUAGUUGAAUAAAACUAUACUAUUUAAAUCUUACUUUGUGUAAGUUAAAGAUGGCAUAUGCCAAUUCAGUUUUUGUUUCUUCAUUUCCUUUGUGAUCAAAUUGGACCAAAGUUAAUUACUCUCUUAUUCCACAUGAUUAGCCAUGUGGCCUGAUUUAAUCAUGUCUAGAAUUACUUGCUGCUUGAUCAAUAUAGAAUGUCUACUUAGUUAUCCUCUGGAAAAAUAUGGAUCAAUGUAAUGUUUAUCAUGAAAUCAAUUCAGAAGAGCUACAUACAUCAUGAAGAUAAAGCUGGCUCCCACAUAGCUUUCACAUGUAGUUCAUAUAUGCAAUAGUGUAUGAAAACUACAUUAAGGCUCAUGCACCUUUUCACCAUCUUACUUAGAUAUUUAGUAUGAUGCUUAUACAACCAAGCAAUCAGAUUUACCAUGUUUUUGUAGCUGGAGCUUGAGGAUGGCUCCUGCAUCCUCCUUCGUGUAUGAACUACAUACCAGGAUGCACUACAUGCCAGUGUGAACCAGCAUUAUUUUCAUGUUAAGGUUGUGGUCUGGAACUACAUGGGUGGGGGACAAUCACACUGGUCCUCCUCACCCAAUUGUCGUCCAGACAAUUUGAGUGGAAAGGACCCAUGUGACUAGUCCCACCCACAUGGGGUAAGGUUUCCAAACAUUACUGCUGUGGCUUUGGGAGGCUCCCCCCACAUUCAAAUAACAAAUUAUGGUGCCCUCUGUGUAAAGGCAUUUUACCAAGCUGUUCUCUGUUUUCUACAGGUUAGAUGUGGAUACCUUUGGUAUUUAUCUGCUCUGUUAUUUGCCCAUAAAUUUGGUUUUGUUGCACUCUAGUUUCAUGCUGGAAAAACUGUAUAGAAGACAGUGCUUCUAGAUAUUAUAGCUAAUAGUUAACCCCUUUUGUACUAGUGUGGAGGAAAAAUUUAAAAACUACUAUGACUUAAUUUAAAUAAGCCAAUGUAACACUUUUCCAACUACUACUUUUUAAGCGUGCAUAUAGUCAUACUUUCAAAUUGAAAGUAUUCUUAGUUCCAUACGUGACUUGAAGACUCUGAGAACUAUAUAUCUUUUGGAGAUAAACUUCUAUUUAAAUGUUUUGCACAACCAAAACCACUAAGUGAUCAAGAA